Camellia sinensis is the source of this 612-nucleotide messenger RNA. Lineage: Eukaryota; Viridiplantae; Streptophyta; Magnoliopsida; Ericales; Theaceae. The record is from RefSeq and is a predicted model, not a curated record.
AUGGCAUCACUGUUAGAGGUUGUAGUGAUGGUGGCGAUGCCAGUCCUCUUCCUGAUGGGUCUGUCUCUAUCCACCAACAACAGCGGCGGAGUCGAAGCCACAUGGCAAGAAAUAGAUCUCCGAAUUGGUGCUUCCUUCACUAGGUUUCAGAUUAUGCUGUUGAGAUAUGCGUUCAAUCUUAAUUUUGCUACAGAUUAUAGAAAUGUUGUUCUAAAUUAUGGACCUUGUCAGUUUCCCAGUUCCUUGUUGCUGACAUUGACAAUAAUGAUUGUUAGUAAAUAUUGGUGUGAGAAAUUUUAUGAUGCCUACGAGGAUGACGUCAAUGUUUAUGUAGUAAUGGAGUUAUGCAAAGGAGGUGAAUUAUUGGAUAGAAUACUUUCUAGAGGUGGAAAAUACUCGGAAGAAGAUGCAAAGGCUGUCGUGGUACAAAUUCUGAGUGUGGUUGCCUACUGUCAUCUCCAAGCCGUAGUUCACCGUGACCUCAAGCCGGAGUUGAAGCUGGGAGGGAUUUUGACAUUUAUGAGGAUGACUGGGUUUGACCCACGGAAUUUUGAAAUGGCAAGAAUGAAAGGAAACCUCAAUGAGAUUGCUAAUGCUUGUUUCCUCUUCUAG